This is a messenger RNA of Cheilinus undulatus (humphead wrasse), 10734 nucleotides long. Its product is annotated as membrane-associated phosphatidylinositol transfer protein 2-like. Lineage: Eukaryota; Metazoa; Chordata; Actinopteri; Labriformes; Labridae. Gene Ontology annotation, biological process: phospholipid transport. The transcript has 28 exons. Gene Ontology annotation, molecular function: phosphatidylcholine intramembrane carrier activity; metal ion binding; phosphatidylinositol binding. The record is from RefSeq and is a predicted model, not a curated record. Gene Ontology annotation, cellular component: cytoplasm. Bases 1470 to 5795 code for a protein of 1441 amino acids.
GCAGGUGACCCCUUCAUGUAUUUUCAGCAUCGCUUUCUACUUUCAAAUCAGGGCUUUAAUCUGAGGUUCAAGAUUAGCCUACUACUCAAAAAAAACCCUCUGCAUCAGAGAACAAGAUGUGGCCUGCACUCAUUCAGACACAUACUGAGACUGGUUAUUGUGUCCUUUCUGGGCCUGGAGAACAUUGUACUAGUAUGCACACAGGGUGUAAUCUCUCCUUGACAUGUUAGAACUUGCAUCCUGCCUUCUAUGGUUGUGAGGGUUGUGUAAGAGGCUCACAAAGUCAUCUGCUCUGUGAUCUUACAGAUUUCAUUGGCUUUGUGAUGUUUAACUACGUUAAAAAAGUGAGUGAAGAGGUGAAGGUCUCUGUGAGUGCAAUUAGCCAAAAUUAGGUAAUAUACAGCCAGUGUGAUUUUGCUCUGCUCGUGAAGCACUUUCUGAUUUUGGUUUUAGCAGGGUUCUUGUGGUACCAGAAUUUCAAUCUUUGAUAGGAUUCUUUUUAGUAAAUUCAAAAUACUUGUGCCCUACUGAAAGGAUAAGCACUCAGUGAAGAAAUCCUUGAACUUAGUAAUACCCUCCAUAUUUUCUUCCUCAAGUCAACUGUACAGACAGAUGGGCAGCAAAAGCCCGCGCUUCACUAGGAUUGUCAAGUCAGAACUCCCCUUGUUUCUAAAAAUUAUGUGAUAUUGAUACCUGCGUCUAUACUUUAUCUAAUAAAAAAAUGAAAACUGGGCACCAUAUAUUGGGUCAUAUCUUAUUUUUAAUCACAAAAAUUGCAGACCAGUUACUGAAUCUGUCUAAAGGCCGUCUCAGACUAUACGAUUGUUUUUGUCUUGUGACAGCACGAUAUCAGACUAUGCAACAAAAAUGUUAUCCAGUCUUGGCCGGCAGACUGGCCACUCAACAAGUGUGAUCCCGACCAUUCAUCAUGUGCUGAUGUCACUGCUUUCUCCACACUGUGUGCAAGUUCAUAGGUCAUCAGGGAGGCGGGUCAAAGAGUAUCAAUCAUAGCUACAACAGAAGUGCUGUAUGUGAUGCUAGCAGUCUUUUGCUCUGUAAUGAAAACAAACAAACAAACAAACCAAGAAGCAAUUAUGGACUUGUCCUGAUGUAUCAAGAGGAGGUCAUUAUGGACUGGCUAUCUGUCAAAUAGAACUUGAGAUGCCAGGUAUCAGUGAUCAGUCUUAUGAACUACUCAGCCCUGCAGAACCAACAUUGGUCAACCUCGACAAAUGAUCCUACGAUUGGCACGCCUGAUGCUACAGUUGAAAAAUAUCAUCAGCUGUGAGGCCUUCUAUAGAGAGGAACUAUCAAUGUGGACUACAGCUGCUGAUUUGACAAGUCACAUAUAGGAGCCCCUGCGUCUCUCCUGUCCCCUCUCCCCCUCCCUUCCCUCUGUCCCCCCCUUCCCCCUUCCCUUGUCAAUCUUUUCCCUUAUCCCCCCUCUCCCCCCUCCUCCAAGAUUCACCAUGCUCAUCAAGGAGUACCGCAUCCCCAUGCCUAUGAGUGUGGAGGAGUACCGCAUCGCCCAGCUCUAUAUGAUCCAGAAAAAGAGCCGAGAGGAGAGCUGUGGAGAAGGCAGUGGCGUGGAGAUCUUAGAGAACAAGCCCUACACAGAUGGACCGGGUGGGACGGGCCAGUACACCCACAAGGUCUACCACAUUGGCAUGCACAUUCCCAGCUGGUUCCGCUCCAUCCUGCCCAAAGCAGCGCUCAGGGUUGAAGAGGAGUCGUGGGCCUACCCUUACACCCGCACCAGAUACACCUGUCCCUUUGUGGAAAAGUUCUCCAUAGACAUUGAGACGUACUACAAACCUGACACAGGCAACCAGCCAGAUGUCUUCAACCUCUCCGCAGCUGAUAAAAGGCAGAGGACAAUCGACCCGAUUGACAUCGUGACAGACCCCAUUCCCCCACACGAGUACAAAGCGGAGGAGGACACUCGGCUCUACAAGUCAGCGAAGACUCAGAGGGGUCCUCUGCAGGAUGACUGGAUAGAAGAGUACAACAACAACCCAGAGAAGACCCCCAUCAUGUGUGCCUACAAACUGUGCAAGGUGGAGUUUCGCUACUGGGGCAUGCAGUCCAAGAUUGAACGCUUCAUCCAUGACGUGGGGCUGAGAAAGGUGAUGGUGCGUGCCCACCGGCAGGCCUGGUGCUGGCAGGACGAGUGGUAUGGUCUCACCAUGGAGGACAUCCGGCGGCUGGAGCUGGAGACCCAGUUGGCCCUGGCCACGAAGAUGGCCCAGUUCUGUCAGGUUGAGGAGGCCACGGAGGCCAACGGAGGAGCUCCGUCUCCGGACAAAGAACAGGAAGCUAAAGAGGUCAUAAGCUCCAUCGAGACGGAGGAUGCCGUCAUCGUCAGUUCACCAGGAGAGACGCUGCAGCCACGAGGUGUGCUCACCAAGCAAUGGUCAACUUCAUCCCGAUCCUCCCGCUCAUCCAAGAGAGGAGUGAGCCCGUCACGUCACAGCAUCUCCGAGUGGAGGAUGCAGAGCAUCGCUCGAGACUCAGACGACAGCUCUGACGAGGAGUUCUUCGACGCUCACGAGGAUUUCUCAGACAGCGAGGAUGUCCUCCCGAAGGAAAUCGCCAAGUGGAACUCCAACGACCUCAUGGACAAGAUUGAAGCAGCAGACACAGAGGAAACUCCCGGUGAGCUGUUCAAAGAAAUGACAGUGGAUUAUGAACGAGCUGCCAGUGAGGAAAGACUGGAUGAGGAGAGCUCAUCCCAGCAGUGCCUGCAGCCCUCGAAGAUCCACGUGCUGAUCCUGGUUCUGCACGGGGGGAACAUCCUGGAUACGGGCGGAGGCGACCAGAACAGCAAGCAGGCCGACGUCAACACCAUUAGCACAGCUUUCGACACAGUCAUGCGUGUUCACUACCCCGCUGCACUGGGACGCAUCGCCAUCCGCUUGGUGCCGUGCCCUGCCAUCUGUGCUGAGGCCUUCUCCCUGGUGUCCAACCUGAGCCCUUACAGCUAUGAUGAGGGUUGCCUCUCCAACAGUCAGGACCACAUCCCCCUGGCAGCUCUCCCCCUCCUUGCCACCUCUGCCCCACAGUACCAGGAAGCUAUUGCAACCGUCAUUGUCAGGGCCAACCAGGUGUUUGCAGACUUCAUAAAGUCUCUGGACGGGGCAGCUUUCUCUGGCCAGGUUUGCCUCAUUGGAGACUGUGUGGGAGGAAUCUUAGGGUUUGAUGCUCUGUGCAGCAGCAAUCAGCCCGUUAAUGAGAGUCAGAACAGCAGCCGCAGAGGCAGUGUGGUGAGUGUACAGGACCAGGACCUCCUCUCUCCUGGCAUCAUUGUCAACAGCGGCCACGGUUCAUCCUCUCCCACCCUGGAGGGUAGCCGUCACCUCAGUCGCAGUAACAUUGACAUUCCUCGUGCUGGAGCAACCGACGACACAAAGAGACAACUCCCACGAAAGAGAAGUGACUCCUCCACCUAUGAAGUGGACACAAUCAAACAGCACCAGGCCUUCCUAACCAGCUUGCACUCCAGUGUGUUGAGGAAUGACGUAGCCUCACGCAGGUCGAGCAGCAGCACCAUGCUGGACGGUUGCUCCCUUGGGAAGUUUGACUUUGAGGUGUCCGACUUCUUCCUGUUUGGCUCUCCGCUGGGAUUAGUGCUUGCCCUGAGAAAGACUGUCAUUCCAAUGCUGGAUGUGGCUCAGUUGCGGCCUGCCUGUCAGCAGGUUUAUAACCUGUUCCACCCGGCCGAUCCCUCUGCCUCCCGCCUUGAGCCUCUGCUGGAGAGGAAAUUUCACCUCCUGCCCCCGUUCAAUGUGCCACGAUACCAACGGUUUCCCCUGGGAGACGGAAACUCCGCCCUACUGGUGGAGACAGUCCAGAGCAACGCUCAGCUGCUGCUUGACAGCGGGCCCCCCCUGUCCUUUCGCUGUCAGGAGACCAUCAGUGAGACCUGCAUCCCCGUGCCAGUGCUAAACUGGCAGGAGGGCUCGCUCAGAGUGGAGUCGGAUGUUGUUCAGUCUCAUGGUGGUGUCUUCAUGGACAGUUCGUACCCCUCAUCCCCCGUAACGGGCCCCCUCUCCCGGGGCCAGCGGAGGGCCAGUGAGGUCAGCAUUGCCAGCCAGGUCUCAGGAAUGGCAGACAGUUACACUGCCACCAACAUAGCUAACACCAAAUCAGACCAAAUUACCCAAACCAAAAAGUUUGGCCUUUUAUCCCAGCUCGCUCUCUCAUCCCAGAGAGGAUUCUCACUGAAAAGUCCUCCUAAGUCCCGUAAAAAAGCUGUCGCCAGCCAGGCUGCAGUACCGCCUGAAGCCGAUAUAGAGGCAGAGCUGGAGGGUGAGAUCAGUGAGAGUUUAAGUCCCAUCGCUCAGUACGAGAACUGCCUGUCAGCUGGCCUGGACUGUGCUAUAUCUGAUCUGGUCUCACUGGACUCGCAGGCGGAAGUGGAUCAAGUUGCAGCACGAUGGUGGGGCACAAAGCGGCUGGACUUUGCCCUGUACUGUCCCGACGCUCUGACAGCUUUCCCCACAGUGGCUUUACCACAUCUCUUCCACGCUUCCUACUGGGAGUCCACAGAUGUUGUGUCUUUUCUGCUGAGACAGGUCAUGAGACAUGAAAACUCUAGCAUCCUGGAGCUCGACGGAAAAGAAGUUUCUGAAUUCACCCCAUCUAAACCUCGAGAGAAAUGGCUCCGCAAGAGGACGCACGUGAAAAUUAGGAACGUGACAGCCAACCACCGUGUCAAUGACGCUGUGUUCACAGAAGACUCCCAGCAGGUGGUGACGGGACGCUUCAUGUACGGCCCUCUGGACAUGGUCACCCUGGCUGGAGAGAAGGUUGAUCUCCACAUCAUGACCCAGCCUCCAUCAGGAGAGUGGGUCUACUUCAACACAGAGGUGACCAACAGCAGUGGACGUGUGUCUUUUGUCAUUCCAGAUGACAAACGUCUGGGCAUCGGAGUUUAUCCAGUCAAAAUGGUGGUCAGGGGUGACCACACGUUUGCUGACAGCUACCUAACGGUUAUUCCACGUGGCACAGAGUUUGUGGUGUUCAGCAUUGACGGGUCGUUUGCCGCCAGUGUGUCAAUCAUGGGCAGUGACCCCAAAGUGAGAGCAGGAGCCGUAGACGUUGUCAGACACUGGCAGGAUUUGGGCUAUUUGAUCAUUUAUGUGACCGGGCGACCAGACAUGCAGAAACAGCGCGUGGUGGCGUGGCUGUCUCAGCACAACUUCCCUCAUGGCAUUGUCUCAUUCUGUGAUGGCCUGGUCCACGACCCGCUCCGACACAAAGCCAACUUCCUCAAGAGCCUCACCGAGGCUCACAUGAGGAUAUUUGCCGGUUACGGAUCAACCAAAGACAUCUCUGUCUACACCUCCAUCGGCCUCCCUGCCUCCCAAAUUUACAUCGUUGGUCGACCCUCCAAAAAGAUGCAGCACCAGUGCCAGUUCAUCACAGAGGGAUAUGCGGCUCAUCUGUCCCAGCUGGAGUACAACCACCGCUCUCGGCCGGCGAAGUCCAGCAGCGCACGCAUGGUGUUACGUAAAGGCAGCUUCGGCCUGGGCGCCAACAGCGACUUCCUUAGGAAGAGGAACCACCUGCUGCGCACCAUUUCCUCCCAGCCGGCGCCCAGCUCCCCGACAGGCAGCAUCCACAACAAACCAGAACGCACGCAGAGCCAAUCAGACGGCGAUCGGCUGGAGCGACUGGAGAGCAUUCACAGCCACAGCCAGGGGGCAACGCAGCGCAGCAUGAGCAUCACUGCCAGCUGCUGGGGCCGCAGCAGCAGCACCAAGCUAGAGCCAGGUGUUCUUAGCCCCAAAUGAGUUCAGGGAGAUGCCACACUGCUGCGGAAGAGACUCUGGGAAAAGAUGAAUGCAAAGAGUGACAAAUAUGUGGCCUGCACCUGAUGAAGGGUAAAUACCAGGAUGAAAACACGAGGUGCUACAAACCACUCUUCAUAAACUAAUGCUGGUCACACUCCACACUGAUAUUUAUGAACAGUCGUUAUGGCUUUAUUUAUAAAACACACAAAGAUGCAAAUGGCAUUUAAAGGAGCUUCUUCCUGAAGCAGGAACCUGCACAAACAGAGAGUAAACAGUGGGAAUCAGGACUGUUGCUACUGUUUAGUAAACAUUUAUCAGACUUGAAUACAAGGCCAGUUUUCCUCCUUUAGAUCAGAGAUGGUUAAAUGUCCAGGCGCCCCCAGUCUGUAUCAGGUCUGAUCCCCCACUGUCACAGACUGCUGUGUCUACUGCAAGCACAAUGAUUACUACAGAGGUUGGUGCAAAGUGUUUUUAAAUCUCUGUCCUUUUUAUGAGACGAUCAGAUAUUUUAACGUCUGUGAGUAGAGCUGAGGAGCAGCGAGUAAAACUGGACCGAGUGUCUCAUCAUGAGAAACUAAAUCUGAUCUCUGCUGGGGUCUUUUUAAAGAAUUCAUCAUUUAUGAACAUUAAAAGCAAAAUAUUGGUGUUGUGGUUGUUUUCGAUAGCCUGAUCAUUUUGAUACCACAAUAUACCGGUGCAAUCUCAGUUAUUUUAAUGAUAAACAGAAUCAAAAAGUAACAAACAUUUUUUUCCUAGGAUUUAUUUUUUUUACUUUUCAUGCUUUAUAGUGAAGAAUAGGGGAUAGAGUCAGAAACAGGGACAAGAGGCUGGGGGAAAGUAGUCACAGGGUGAAGCUGAACCCGGCAAUCUGCAUACAUGGGGUACGACUUAAUCACAACAUCAUCUGUGCCCUGAAAAGGUAAUGAGCAUUUGAACAUAUAAUUUUAUUCAUGGGACAGGGGUGUAUUAGAGGGUUAAAUAUGUCAUAAAUCGUAAAAAACCUUCGUAAAUAAACUGUACAAAAACAUGGGUGACGUUUUAGUAAGGAAACAUCACACCUCAGUCAGGAUAGACAAUGAAGAGAGAUAAAUUGAUGGGUGAUGACCCUGAAGACUGGGCAAUGAUGGGGAGAAAGAGGGGCAUGCAUAACUGCGGUGACUGUAAUGAACCUAAAGGCUAGAGAGAAUCCUCUUUAAAAAGAAAGCAGGAAGAUUAUGACUAAUGGUCAGGCACAACUCUAUUGGAAUGGGUAAGACCAGCUCCUUUAUUUCAUCCCUGUUUUUUGCAGAUGAGGCUGGUCUGUUGGAUCCAGUAUGCACUGGGGAUGUUUGCAGCUAAGUGCAAAGUGGCUUGAACAAGGGGUCAAGACCUUCAAGUUUAAAGCAGUGGCUCUCAUCUCGAACUAUGACUUCCUCUCUCUCCCAAUGGGGAUAGACUCUUUGCCCUAAGGGAGGGAGCUAGAGUAUCCAGGGGUCUUUCUCAAGAGUAGAGUAGAAUCAGAUUGUGGGCAAUCAUCGUUCCAAUCCUCACACAUGGCCAUGAGCUGACUGAGUGAAUUAGAUCACAUAUGCAAGCAGUCAAAUUGAAUUUCCUCAUGAGGGUGUCUGGAGUCAGCUUUAGAGAGAGAGAGUUAGGACCUUGGACAAGAAGCUAGCAAACAUCUAAAGAAGCCAGUUGAGGAGGCUUUGGCUUAUUCAAAAGACAGAGGGAAGCAGAAGUCAACUUUGGUAAGCAACAAUAAAGGGUUAUUUAUGCUCUAUGUACUUAAGAAAAUGGAUCUAUGUGGCCUCAUAUUUACAUACAUCUGUUACAUUGGAGUAUACAUUGAAAAAUGUUCCCACUAGAAGUCACUGUCUCCCACAGAGCUUCACAACUCCUUUGUUGCUGCUACAUACGUCCCAUGGACUAUAGAGAGAAUGGUUCAUCCUCUACCCAGUCAGUCAGGAUGCCUCCUGAUCAUCCCCCUGUGGAGGUCUUCCAGGCACGUCCAACUUUGAAGAGACCUCGGGGUGGACUCAGGACUCACUGGAAGGAUUAUUUAUUGUAUUUAUUUUAAAACGCUUUGAAAUCCCUCAGGAGGAGCUGGGAAAUGUUGCUGGGUAGAGGAGUGUCACGAUUGUCUGCCAGGCCUGCUGCCACCGUGACGCGGCCUUGGAUGAACAGAAAAUUAAUGUAAGGAUGGAGGCAGAUAGAUGAUUGCUGAAGGGUUCUGAGCCUGGUACCCAUUUAGAAAAACUAUCAAUAACUGUAAAUUCAAAUACAGUCCUUCUGACUGAACUUUAGCUAGAGCUUCAUGAGUUUACCUGUAAUUUCUCUGUAAUUUGAAACAGUAGAUAAGCCGAAAUUAGAUGAGUAGGGGCUCUUUUUUGCGGAUGUGGUAUCUAAACAGGCAUCAAUACUGAUUGAUUUUUACUUAACGCAUAUCAAUGUUUAAAAAUCUGGUAUCAUGUCAUGCCAAUUCAAAUGAUUUUACUUCUCCUAUACUUGCAGUCUGUACAGCAGUGACUAAAAUCAUGUUUCAGUGAUCCAUUCAGUCCAGUUUUGCUUGUUUUCUCGUCGUCCCUCAGGCCAAAGAAUUCUCCCUGAAACAGAUAAAUUUCCCUUUAACUUUGGUUGCAGAGGAAACUUUUCUUUGGUUUUAAAGUGAUUCACUGAUAAUGUGUUUCUGCACUUUAACGAAUGAGAAAGACUCAGCUAAAGGGAAAACUGUAUGGUUAAUGUGCCAAAGUAAAAAGUACAGAGUGAUACGCUGUACAUGAGAGGAGAUAAAAGGGUCUUGGCUCUCCUGUGUAUAAAUGAAUACAUAGUGUAAGUAUGUAUUUGACUGCCUUAAUGAGGCGUGUACAUAGAUGUUCUUCUACAGUGCAGAUCUGGUAUCUGGUCCACUGAAGACCAGCUUCAAGUGUCUUCUUUCCUCCGGGGUAAACACCGCCUCAUUCAGGAUUAUUCAUAGACGAUGAUAAUUAUUGUUAUUUAAGACCAUAGAUAUUUUAAAAUGUAUGGAUUUUGUGAACAAAAUGUGUUUUAAAAUUACUUUUAGGUGUUUUUUUUUUCUUUAAACUUCAGUUGCAGCAGCCAAACGUCGCAGAGCUCUUUGCCUUGCACAGUAUUGUAUUUUUAUUCUUUAUUUCUCGCAGAUCACCAGAGUUGUAUGAACAGAACUGCUAUCUUGUGACACAUAUAGUAUGUUUGUUAUUAUCUAUUUUGGAAAUUUGGGGUCUAUUGCUUCUCUCUGAUUAUCCCCAUGCUGUAAAUGAGGCGUUGAAUGUGCUCAUAGAUAAUCCUUCUUAGGUUAAGAUCUAUUUUCUCUGUUCUGCUGCUUCUUUAGAUGAAGAUUAAUCUGCAAAAUGUAAAUUCUGUAUGAUAUGCUGUCAGCGGUAGGAACGCAGAGCUGAGAUUUACUUUAUGCUGUUUGACACUCUUCAGUAAAGGGUAAUGGGUUAUUUAUUCCUUUUAAUGAUGACUAUUUGUCCCUCAAUAAGGCAUGGACAGAGCUGAGUGCAAUGGACCAAUCUGGGCCUAAAUAAAGGGGAAACGUGCAAUAUUAUUUAUAAAAAAUCACCACAUAAAACAGGCUGUCACAGCAUUGACAAUCAGAUCAACAGGCGCAUAUUAUUCAGUCGACAACCUGCAGAGGGAGCUGAACACAGACGAACCUUCAGUGAAAAUAAUGGCAAAAAAGUCAAGUGUCCCCAUAUGUAAGCCCUCAGCCCUAAUUAUCCAGUAAUUUCUCAUGUAUACAGUGGUAAUUGCCUGUAGUAAGUUGGCAUUUUACUAAGUAAUAAAUCAGAAAUAUGGUAAUAUCAAGAAAGUUUUUACAUGGUAACAAUGUACAAAUUCUGAAGUAAUUCCUUGUUAUAUUUUGGCAAUUAGGUGAUAUUUUACCCUAACCCUUACCCUGACUCUCAUUAUAUUGUUUCAAUUCUCUGAAAAGUAAUUCUUAGAAAAAAGACGAUAAUAUUCUUUAUAAGUUGUUUGAUAAUUCCAAGGUGAUUUCUUUAUUUUUUCCCACUAAAUUAAAGUAAGUCCCACCUGAAUAAUUUUCAAGUAGGGUUAGGGGGUUAAGGUAAAAUACCACCUACCAGAGAAUUGCCACAAUAUUACAAGGAAUUAAUUGACAAUUAUUACAUUAUUACUAGGUAAAUAUUUCCUUAAUAUUACCAUAUUUUGGAGUUAUUCUUGGUAAAAUGCCAACUUAUUACUAGGUAAUUAGGACCCACUAAAACGAAGUUCUACCAGAUUUUGUCCAUCGCUUUAUAUCAGUGACUUUCCCAGUGAAGGUCUGGUUUCACACUUUAUUCAGUCCCUCUGCAUUUUGUCUGUUUCACAGAUCGGGCUUUAAAGCCACACGAACGACUUCCUCAGAGGCUGCUGAUAGUACACUGAUAAAGAAGGGACAGAUGAUGCAGGGAAAACCCCAAAGUUUUAUCUUCUGACCCCUAAUCCCCUCCUCAGAGAAAUAAUCACCUGGACGUUAAAGUCCAGAGAAUGUAAAAACGAAGUGGUGCGGUUAUCACAGUGGCUUCGAUCGAUUACCCACCCACACAUUACCAGAGGCCUUACAUUCCCCUUCUCUGCCUUACAUCGGUCAUUGUGUUGAAAAUGAACGCUGCUCACUCCCCGAUUCUGAAGAGAGAGACUGUGUGUGGAAACAGGAGACGGCCAUAUUUUCUUAAAGGCUUUGGUUUGUUUUGACUGUAAUGGAAAUCAAUUUUCACAAUUAUUAGGCAAUCCUUUGCUGGCUCUAGCUCUAGCUCUGUUCCCCGGGUCAAUGCAACGCCACAACUGUUAAAGCAACAGUUAGCUUUCUGUUUACUGUACAUAUAUAAACCACAGACAUGGUAAAUAUUUUCAUGUACAGGGUGUGAAUCUUGUAGGUUUUGGAUAACUUCAUUUUAUCCAUUCCUUUGUGUUUUUAUGUACAGUGUAUAAAGAAUAC